Gekko japonicus is the source of this 2968-nucleotide messenger RNA. It is a transcript of the gene CHUK, whose product is annotated as conserved helix-loop-helix ubiquitous kinase. Gene Ontology annotation, molecular function: ATP binding; IkappaB kinase activity. Gene Ontology annotation, biological process: tumor necrosis factor-mediated signaling pathway; positive regulation of transcription by RNA polymerase II; peptidyl-serine phosphorylation. NCBI's taxonomy places the organism in Eukaryota, Metazoa, Chordata, Lepidosauria, Squamata, Gekkonidae. The record is from RefSeq and is a predicted model, not a curated record. Bases 1 to 1824 code for a protein of 607 amino acids. Gene Ontology annotation, cellular component: cytoplasm; IkappaB kinase complex. The transcript is spliced from 20 exons.
AUGCACACCUUUAAUACCAAGAAACCUUACUUCUGGGAAACAGGGACCAAGAUUGCCAUCAAAUCUUGCCGCCUGGAACUGAGCAUGAAAAACAAGGACCGCUGGUGCCACGAGAUCCAGAUCAUGAAGAAGCUGAACCACCCCAACGUUGUCAAAGCCUGUGACGUGCCUGAAGAAAUGAAUUUCCUUGUAAAUGACGUCCCCCUUUUGGCUAUGCAGUACUGCUCUGGAGGAGACCUGAGGAAGCUAUUAAACAAGCCUGAAAAUUGCUGUGGACUCAAGGAGAGCCAGGUUCUUUCUAUUCUUAGUGACAUUGGAUCUGGAAUCCAGUACUUGCAUGAAAACAGAAUAAUACACAGAGACCUGAAACCUGAAAAUAUUGUCCUCCAGGAGGAAGGGGGAAAGGUAACUCACAAAAUCAUAGACUUGGGAUAUGCCAAAGAUCUGGAUCAAGGCACCCUGUGCACGUCUUUUGUUGGGACUUUACAAUAUUUGGCCCCAGAACUCUUUGACAAUAAGGGAGCGGGUCAGAUUGUCCACAUCUUAAACAUGACUUCCGCCAAGAUCCUUUCUUUCCCGUUGCAUCCUGAGGAGAGCCUCCACUCCCUCCAGUGUCGGAUUGAGUCUGAGACCGGCAUCGGCACGAUCAGCCAGGAGCUGCUGCUGGAGAUGGGGAUUUGCCUGGACCCCCGGAAGCCGGCCUCUCAGUGUAUCAUCGAUGGCGUGAGGGGCUGGGAUAGCUACAUGGUCUAUCUGUUCGACAAAAGCAAGACUAUAUACGAUGGUCCCUUUGCUUCUAGGAGCCUGUCUGAAUGUGUAAACUGCAUUGUGCAGGACAGCAAAAUUCAGUUGCCCAUUUUACGACUUCGUAAGAUAUGGGCUGAAGCUGUGCAUUACGUGAUGGGGCUGAAAGAAGACUAUAGCCGACUGUUCCAGGGACAGAGAGCCGCAAUGCUGAGUCUCCUGAGGUACAACGCCAACUUGACCAAAAUGAAGAACAACAUGGUGUCGGCAUCCCAGCAACUGAAGGCAAAGCUGAAGUUCUUCCAGCAGAGCAUCCACCUUGACUUGGAAAGAUACAGCGAUCAGAUGACCUACGGGAUAUCCUCCGAAAAAAUGCUGAAAGCCUGGAAAGAAAUGGAGGAGAAGGCCUUGCAGUGUGAACAGGCCGGAGAUAUCGGCUACCUGGACGACCAGAUCAUGGCCCUGCACACGGAGAUUGUGGAAUUGCAGCGGAGCCCCCAUGCACGACGCCAGGGCGAUAUCAUGGAGAAUCUUGAACAAAGAGCUAUCGAACUCUACAAGCAAUUAAAGCCCAGGGCCCCAGAUCACUCCUACAGCGACAGCACGGAGAUGGUGAAGAUCAUCGUGCAUACGGUUCAGAGCCAGGACUGGGUGCUCAAGGAACUCUACAGACACCUCAGCAAACUGUUAGGCUGUAAGCAGAAGAUUAUUGACCUGCUGCCGAGGAUCGAAGUGGCUCUGAGUAAUAUCAAGGAGGCCGACAAUUCCGUGAUGCAGAUGCAAGGGAAGAGGCAGAGGGAGAUCUGGCAUUUGCUCAAAAUCGCUUGCACCCAGAGUUCUGCUAAAUCCGCUAGUUCCAGCGUAGAUGCAUCCCCGGCGUCUGCAUGGCUCUCGCAAACCUCUCCAGGAAAUGCACUUCAACCUCUUUCUUCUAUGGCUGCCUCUAGAAAUGAGGCUCCCUUUUCACAGCUGAUUGAAGAAAAUCUAAGCUAUCUCAGCAAUUUUAGCUCCAUGAUACAAGAUGCCGCGGGCAACCAGAAUGACAGCGUGAUGAGUCUUGAUUGGAGCUGGCUAAAGUAGUGGAGUGUCGCAAGCAGCCUGCUGAAACCAGCACGCGGGAGGCAGAGGAUCGUCGCCACCACUUUUCAGAGGUUAUGGGCUGCGGUGCCUGAGACGCAUCUCUUCCGUCCUGGAUCAAUCACCAUGCCUUAAAGGCCGCUGCACCUGCCGGAGUAGCUUGUGGCUGCGGAAGUCCUUCCUCUGCAUCCGUCCCUAAGGGGGUCCCGUGCCCCCUUCAGGUCAGAGUUCCACAACUGCUGUUCACACCAGCCACAGGCCACCCUCCCCCCAUUUGCAAGAUCGAGAUAAAACUAAAGGGCGCUACUAUCCCUUGAACCGAAGAGAACCCCGGUCGGAGGUGGAGAUGGCGUCUCUGCCAGGUCACCUGGUGAUCCGCAGCCCCUCUUGGAACGCCGCCGGCCCUCCUCCUCCUUGGCACAAAGAGAUUGCGCCGUCUGGAUGGAGGAUCUCCUGCCUUGGAACCCAGGAUGGAAAACACCGAAAACAGGACAUGGUGCCCGGUAGCGGAUCACUGAGAAGAUGUGCAACAAGAAGGCCGCCCCCCGCCCCCAUAAAUACUUACCGUGAGCUUUGUGUGUCGGUGCCUUUUCUUCCUCUCCAUUUCCUCCAGAGAUGAUUGGUGCUUGUCUUCCUUUCAAGCAUCCUUGGUAUAUUUUGUUGUAUGAAUGAAUGAAUGAAUUUUAUUGUUACAGCGCUUAGCCAGCAAUAUAAAACCAUAAAAAUAAAUUACAAUAUGGCCAAACGGUAAAACUUCCAGAAUACACAGCAGGGUAAUAAGAGACACACUGUACAAUCAUUUUGAUCGCUAAAACCAAACUUAAGACUACGCUGCAAUAAAACACAGUAAAAGAGAAUAAAAUAAGAUGAUGGAGGUAACAGUAGAAGUAAGAAUCGAGCAGUCCUAACCCAAGUGACAACCAGAACACUGAUGAGCUUUUACAACCAAGGAGCAAAAUUUCGCAAUCUGAUGGAGCGCUGUAUGUUCAAAGUUUAAAAACAAGUUCUCCGUCUUAUAAUAUUUUGUUGUACAUUAGCCCUGUUGAUUUUUUUUUUUUUGUAUUAUAAAAUGAUGUAUUACGUGGGCUCGCCUGAAGUAGGCCAGGUUAGAAACGAAAAAAAGUCAAUAAACGGCCCGUCAGCACCA